Messenger RNA from Entelurus aequoreus (snake pipefish), 2438 nucleotides. Its product is annotated as calpain-5-like. Gene Ontology annotation, molecular function: calcium-dependent cysteine-type endopeptidase activity. Gene Ontology annotation, cellular component: cytoplasm. The transcript has 12 exons. NCBI's taxonomy places the organism in Eukaryota, Metazoa, Chordata, Actinopteri, Syngnathiformes, Syngnathidae. Gene Ontology annotation, biological process: proteolysis. The record is from RefSeq and is a predicted model, not a curated record. Bases 1 to 2073 code for a protein of 690 amino acids.
AUGUCCGAGCGAGUGACAGACUUCCAAGGUCAGAGCUUCUACAAGCUCCGCCGAGCUUGCCUGCGCCGCGGCGUUCUCUUCAAGGACCCCGUCUUCCCCGCCGCUGCCCAGUCGCUCUUCUACAAGAGGGCGCCCCCGCCAGGUGUGACCUGGAAGAGGCCCCAGGAGAUCUGCAAGGACCCGCGUCUAUUUGUGGACGGCAUCAGCACCCGUGACCUGCACCAAGGCAGUCUGGGUAACUGCUGGAUGGUGGCAGCCAUUUCCUGUUUGGCCUCCGAGCCCACCCUGUGGAAAAAGGUCAUCCCAGACCACACGGACCAGGAGUGGAACCCGAAGCGCCAGGACUUGUACGCGGGGAUCUUUCAUUUCCGCUUCUGGCGCUUUGGUCGCUGGUUGGAAGUGGUUGUAGACGACCGGCUGCCUGUCAGCGGUGACGGCAUGCUCCUCUUCUGCCGUUCAGCCACGCCCAGAGAGUUUUGGAGCGCCCUGUUGGAGAAGGCCUACGCCAAGCUUAAUGGCUGCUAUGAGGCCUUGGAGGGAGGAAACACUGCAGAGGCCCUCAUUGACUUCACUGGGGGGGUUUCAGAGCCUCUCAGCCUGGAUCGAGGGACCCUCAGUCGGCACGGCGACGAGAGAAAGGCUCUCUUCCAGAUGCUGGCUAGGGCCCACGAACACAAAGCUCUCAUUACAUGUUCUAUACGGCCAGCUGAAGGCGAGACGGUGGAGUCUGUGUUGGACUGCGGCCUUGUGCGAGGACACGCCUACGGGGUGACGGCGGUGAGGAAAGUGUGGCGUGGGGAGAAGCUCCUGAAGGCCACCGGAACGUCCCGACUCUUUUUGGCGCGCAUGAGGAACCCGUGGGGGACCACAGACUGGACAGGUGCUUGGAGUCAGCGGUCGCAGGAGUGGCAGCAGAUGAGCCGUGCAGAGAGGGAGAAGAUCGGACUUGUAGUUCGAGACGUUGGCGAGUUCUGGAUGGACUUUGAGGACUUCUGUCGUUAUUUCACGGAUGUGGUAGUGUGCCGCCUGGUGGAGAGAACUCUCCUGUGGCAGAGGGCCCACUGGAGAGAGGUGCGCUGUUACGGGGAGUGGUCGCCGGCGCUGUCCUCCACCAACCAGCCUCCAUCGGCUGUCUGCAUGUUAAGCCGAAGGAAGGAAAACGAGGUUGAGGAGCCGUGGGGGAAAGAAAGGCGCCUCAAAAAAGUGUCAAAGUAUCAAGCAAAUUAUGAGGACGAGAUAAACAGAGACCGGGAGGUCCACGUGGACAAGAGGAGCAGGUGUGGAGGAUGCAUCAACCACAAGGACACGUUCCUCCACAAUCCACAGUUCAUGUUUGACGUGCAAGACCACGAGGAAGAGGUGCUCAUGUGUCUGCAACAGGAGGACCAGAGAAUACGCCGGAAGGACGGAGGAGGCGACAACCUGCCAAUCGGAUUCGAAGUGCUAAAGGUGGAGGUGAACCGCAGCAGCCGAGUGCAGCGUGUCGUGGAGCAGGCGGCCAGCUCCGUCUACAUGGACUCCCGCAGCAUCACGCUAAAGGCCACCCUGGCACCGGGUCGCUACGUGGUGCUGCCCACCACCUUCCAGCCAGGGGCCACCGGACACUUCCUUGUGCGUCUCUUCUCCCAUUCCCAUGUCCAACUCAGGGAAGUGAAGGAUGACUUACCGUCUCCGUCCUUGUUCCAGUGUCUUUUACCUCAGCCCACCAUGGUGACUACGGUCCACCUCCAGAGGGCGACCGUACUUUGUCCCCCUAAACAGACAGCUCCAGACGUUUACGCCAUCAUUCGAUGUGAGAGCGCCGCCAUCAGGACUCGGGUGUUCAAGGCUGAAGGAAACCCAGAAUUCAACCUGAGGAGCAUCUUUUACAGGAGAUACCCUGAUGCUCACAUCUCAGUCGAGUUGUGGAGGAGAGGCUUGCUGUGGGACUCCAUCCUCGGCCGGGCCAGGGUCCACCCAGCCGAGCCCGAGAAGAGCCGAAACCACGUGAUGGAGUUACAGGGUGACCGGUCAGGCUCAGGGGGCCGUGUGUGUGUGGAGACAUCUUCCAGCGUCUGCUUAACAGACUUGUAAUGGUUACCGUAGCAACUGGCACAUUUGGGAACAUUUCCAUGUAAAUCCCAAAAUAUUAAAAAUAUGCCAACAUGAAUCAAUGUAACUUUUUUGUUUUUACACUGGCCAUGUAUUGUUAUUGUUUUAUUUAUUUGUAUUUAUUUCCAUUAUUUCUUAGAAUUUGUAUUUAUUUUUAUCUUUUUUUUUUUUUGCUGCAGCUGUUACAUAUAUUGUAAUAUUGUAUAUGGUCAUUUUGAUUUGUUAUAUAUUGUAUAUAUUAUAUAAAAAUAUAAUAUAAUAUAAUAAUAUAAUAUAUCAGUAUAUAUUAUAUACUGUAUAUAUAAUAUGUAAAUAUUACAUAUAUGUUAUAUUUUAUAUUGCUACUC